AUGGUUUCCAUCAAGAAACCGCAAAAGUUCGCUAAAGGCCAGACGGUAGGUCCAACUUCCAUGCCCGAGGAUAUGGAUGAUGAUGACGAUGCCGGUAACUCUCUUGAUGAGGAGUCGGUAGUCAUUGCGAAACCUUUUCGUCCCCCUGCUUCGCAGGGAAGUCCUUCCAAGCAUACAAAACCUGGUCCCAAUCGUCACUCUGUUGCUGCUGUUCCUCCGUCCAUCGACUUGCCUGUUGGUGUAGUCGAGGAACAAGUUAUUCGUACUCGUGGAGAGAAGAGGAAGCGCGAGGCUGCGAUUGCUGCCGUGGAGUCUCAUGUUGAGACUUCAAAUGUUCGUGACGAGAGCCCAGAGCUCCUGAGGAAGAUGACGAAACAGCAUAUGGCACAGCUCAGUCGACAAGCUGCUGCCCAGGUGCCUUCGCAAAAUAUUGCCUUCGACCCGGUCACCAUGCAGCCAGUAGAUGCCGAUGAAGUUCGUUGGCUGGCUACCACGACCAUGGAUCCCAAGGUUCCCUGCUCACUUUGUGCCGUGGGCAGCCAGUCUAAGCCCUGUGAAUUCAUGGGCUGGGGUGUUCCUUGUGGGAACUGUCAAAGGGGAAAGAAGGUGGUUUGUUCGUUCAAGGCUAGUCCUCAAGAGCGGUACCGAGCACGCGUCUCGAUACACCCAUUCGCAGAGAGGACGCCCGACAAUCUUCGCCGACUCCUCGGGACGGCCGAGUACUUGGUCAAGGCCUUUGAUAGUGCCUGCGAGACCGCUGGCCGUCUGUCUGAGCUUCUUUGCGACACUUGCAAGGACAUUGAUGCCGUUAUCCGGGACACUGUUGAGUAUGAAGGUCGUGUCGUGGCCGAGGAGUCCCUUGUUACUGACGUAUCAGCUGUCAACAGACUCCUCGACGGGUUUUCUGCUCAAGAAGUGGAAGUCUUGAUGACUCCAGAGAAUGAGGACCGAACUGGUCCUUCUUUGUUUUUGUUGAGUUACGAUGCAUCUUCCCCAAAGCGAGAUGAAGCUCUUCGUCGCGAAGAGGGGGGUGGUGGCGAAAUGGACGCCGACGGAGACUUGGACGCAGAGCCGGUCACCUUGGCCUUCCCUUUCAUAGAUAAAGGUUUCGCUGAUGAACCAUCAGCUGCAGAUGAAGCAGCAGCUUGCCCAGUAGCAGCAUUCGCCUUAGCCUUGGCUGCCAGUACAGGUAAAAGCGCGAACGAUAUGAUAAUCUCCGAAUGGUUGAGUGCCGAGUUUCUUGCAUUGCUCGAGCUGCUUGCCGACGUCGACACCGAGUUCGAAGAGCUGGUCGCAGAAACGCAUGGCAUCGUUGGCUUUGGCGAUGAGAGCGGCGAGAUCGACAGGAAUUUCGGAGCUGGCAGACAUGGUGAAUGUGAGUAA
Desarmillaria tabescens is the source of this 1383-nucleotide messenger RNA. RefSeq lists its product as uncharacterized. The transcript is spliced from 9 exons. NCBI's taxonomy places the organism in Eukaryota, Fungi, Basidiomycota, Agaricomycetes, Agaricales, Physalacriaceae. The record is from RefSeq and is a predicted model, not a curated record. Bases 1 to 1383 code for a protein of 460 amino acids.